Molecule: messenger RNA, 1400 nt
Organism: Dicrocoelium dendriticum
Lineage: Eukaryota; Metazoa; Platyhelminthes; Trematoda; Plagiorchiida; Dicrocoeliidae
Source: the annotation of a GenBank genome assembly
AUGACGGUGGCCUAUUCAUCUGCGGUAGCCACGGCUACAUAUUCUACCUUUCUUCACUUGCUAUUUAUGUGGAAGGGGAGCGUUUAUCGACUGAUAUGGUUUGAACUGCUUGUGUUUAUGGGGCUGUACACGGUGAUUUCGCUAACAUAUCGGUAUCUGUUGACCGGUGUUCUAAAGACGUACUUCGAACUGGCAUGCAUGUAUUGCAACAAACACAAUGAUAUCAUCCCAGUUCCCUUCGUACUGGGCUUUUAUGUGGCAAUGGUCGUUGGACGUUGGUGGGAGCAAUUUUUGGAGCUUCCGUGGCCUGAUCAAAUCGCUCUAUAUCUCACAGCUUAUUGCCAUGGCAACAGGGAAAGGCCUACCAGAAUCAGGCGCACCAUCAUGCGUUAUGUGAACUUAUGCUACUGUCUCGCCUUAAGGGCCGUAUCGUCUCGCGCUCGACUGCGAUUCCCCACGGAAGAACACUUGGUUAUCUCUGCAUUGGAUUUCGUCAAGAAAACCGCCACAAUCGUCGUAUACUCUUACUUCAUUUCUUGCCUGCUCUCGUGGCAGUAUUUGGAUCCCAGCAAAAAUUACCCUGGAUAUGAGAUCGACUUGUAUGUGCCCGUUUUUGGUUUUCUUCGUUUCUUCUUCUACAUGGGUUGGCUCAAGGUUGCCGAGUCACUAAUUAAUCCGUUUGGUGAAGAUGUUGACGAUUUUGAAAUGGAAUACCUUAUUGAGCGUAAUCUUAACGUGUCUUAUCUCAUUGUGGAUGGCAUGCAUCACGAACACCCCGACCUCGUAAAGGAUGCGUUCUGGGGUACCACCGAUACCCCCUUACCGGACGGGUCCAGAGGGACUGAGUAUCCAUUUGGUGAUGAAACCACUGAACAUCCCGGUGAAGGUGCUCGGUUCAUCGGAUCACUCGCAAAUCUGGACAUUGCUGAACGCCGGAGGAGUACUUUAUGGCGCAGAUCCAGUCUGGUCAGGCCGUUCUCUUCUUUUACCAAUUUGAGAAAAAUGUCCAAAUUCUGAAAUCAUGAUGCAAUCGAGCAUCCGUUGCAAAGAAAAACAACUAUUUGCUGUCUUCGCCCUGCCUUCCUUCGUGACCUAACCGCGCACGUGACCAUCAAUGACAACCUAUAUUUCAUCAUUUAUUUAUGUGCGCAUUGCUGUAUUUCGCUAACUCACUCAGGAGUAAUCGUCGUUCCUAACCCUCUUGCCGAUUGUAGUGGUUAGCUGAGUUGUGACUAAGGUUUUACGGAUAGCAUGAAGACUUAUCAAUGCCUUUUAUAUCAGCUUUGUAAUGUUUUUGCAUCACACAAAUCACUUGCAUAAGAUCCAUCGUGUCUGUUCCCAACUCCCUCUAUCUUCGUAAACUAACGCGCAUCUAACAGAAUAAAUUGCUUCCGUUAUCA